UCAGCCUAGUUAUCCCAAGUUGGUGCUUUUUAAGGUGACUUUUUGAGGAACCGGUACAAUCUCACCGCCGAAGCGUCACAUAAUUGGGCGCCUGGAUCAUCGUACGAGCUAUUCCGACAUGACAACACAAAAACAGACAUUACCAUUUUAUGACUUCUCUAUUCUCUCCUCCAUCAACAUUAACCCCCAAAGGAUGCUUCGUUUUGAGGAGAUUUGUGUAUACUAGAAAGAAGUAAUAGAAGAUAAAAGAGUAUCAUUCUAUAAAUUCCUUUGUCUCAGAUUUCUCUUUUUUCCUCCCCGGUUCUCUGUUUCUCCAAGAAUCUAGUAAUGUGGUCAUCAAGUAGUGACAACAGGGGACUUUCAAAUUCUUAUAAAUCAUCAUCAUCAUCAUCAUCAUUAAUAUCUACAUCUUCUUCAUCUCCUUCCCCAUUUUCUCCAAGACUUAGAACCAUGGAAGAAGUGUGGAAAGACAUUAAUCUUUCUUCUCUUCAUGACCACUGUACUAAUUACUCUAGAGACCAUGAUCAUCAUAAUCAUCGUCAAGCUGCUAAUUUUGGUGGGAUGAUUUUACAAGAUUUCUUGGCUAGACCCUUUGCUCAUUCACCCUCACCAGCAGCAACAGCCUCCCCUAUUCCAGCAAAUCCAGCUACUACUACUAUGCUGAAUUUGAACUUUGUUCCAGACCUUCAUUUCUUUGAUAAUAACAACUUAGACCCUUUAAGGCAAAACACAAUCUUGCACCAACCAACUAGUAUGAUUGCUCAAGUUCCAUUUGAGGCCUUGGCUUCGGUGAAUGCUAGUGGAAGAAAGAGGGUUGUCACUGAAACAGAGAACAAUUCUACUGGGGGCAGCAGAAAUAAGAGGAUGAUCAAGAACCGUGAGUCUGCUGCUAGAUCAAGAGCUAGAAAGCAGGCUUAUAUGAAUGAGUUGGAGGUGGAAGUAGCCCAUUUAGUGGAAGAGAAUGCCAGGCUCAAGAAGCAGCAGCAACAGUUACACUUAGCUGCAGCUGCUCAAGUUCCCAAAAAGAACUCUCUGUAUCGGUCAUCAACUGCCCCAUUUUGAGAAGUUUCAGAGGAAAGCUUGAGAAAAAGGUGUGAUAGUAAAUUUUAGAAGAUUUAUCAAGUGCUGCUACUACUACUACUAUUUCUGUAACUCUUCCCAUUUGUCCUUUUUGUUUGUAAUAUGAACUGAGUACUGUUGUUUGGUGGUGGCCGUGUGGGCCGAUGAAUAUUUAUCACUAGCUAGCCCCCACAAAA
This is a messenger RNA of Lycium ferocissimum, 1256 nucleotides long. RefSeq names its product protein FD-like. Gene Ontology annotation, biological process: positive regulation of DNA-templated transcription. Gene Ontology annotation, cellular component: nucleus. Gene Ontology annotation, molecular function: DNA-binding transcription factor activity. The record is from RefSeq and is a predicted model, not a curated record. The transcript is spliced from 3 exons. Lineage: Eukaryota; Viridiplantae; Streptophyta; Magnoliopsida; Solanales; Solanaceae. The coding region runs from base 328 to 1062 and encodes 244 amino acids.